Molecule: messenger RNA, 1683 nt
Organism: Cyanidioschyzon merolae strain 10D
Lineage: Eukaryota; Rhodophyta; Bangiophyceae; Cyanidiales; Cyanidiaceae
Product: probable 2-methylthioadenine synthetase
Exons: 1
Coding region: 1-1683 (560 amino acids)
Biological process (GO): tRNA modification
Cellular component (GO): cytosol; cytoplasm
Molecular function (GO): aspartic acid methylthiotransferase activity; 4 iron, 4 sulfur cluster binding
Source: RefSeq, a predicted model, not a curated record
AUGUUCGACACACCAAGCGCUCACCUGCUGCCGAGCAACCCCGGUUCCACAACUGCUACUAUUGGUGCAUGGCGUGCGGAGCAACUCGAGCUGCGCUUCCGCUGGCAGGCACAGCACAUGCGUGCCUUCAUCACGAACAGCGUCUGGACUUUUAGAUGUCCGAGGUUCGGACACCCGUUGGGACCUGUGGAACCGUACGCAACUGAUCUGCAACGAAGGCUUCACCGGUACUUGAGGCCUGCGUUGCAGCGCGCUACUUGUAGACUUGUGGAGGACGGCCUGGAAGCGCCCUCUCGCCAGCACGACGGACUUGAAGUAGACUCACGGGCACCGAUACGGGUAGCAGUGGUUGCAAUGGGCUGUGCGAAGAACACCGUCGACGCUGAGGUUUUCCUCGGAGACCUCAGCGCUAAAGGCUUCCAGAUUGUAUCCGAAAACGAACCCGCUGACGCGAUCAUCGUAAAUACGUGUACCUUCAUCGACGAGGCCAAGUCCGAGUCGAUUUCCGCAAUCUUGGAGGCUGCAGCACGGAAAAAGAGCGGCACACGUGCUCUAGUCGUAACAGGAUGCAUGGCGCAACGCUAUGCUGACGAGCUGGCCAAAGAGAUUCCCGAAGUGGACGCUGUGAUCGGCUUUGCUGCUUAUAACCAACUUGCUGAGCAGAUCCAGCGCCUCGUCAGGAAGCAGCAUCGCAUGGAGAAGCAGUCGACUGUUCAGGUUGGAGCGGUGGACGUCCCUUUUCGACCAGAGUAUCGAAGGCAUCGACUCGGUGCCAGCCAUACAGCGUACUUGCGAGUCGCCGAGGGCUGCGACCAUCAGUGUGCGUUUUGUGCAAUCCCCCAGUGGCGUGGACGUUUUCGCAGCAAACCGUUCGAUCAGCUCGUGGAGGAAGCGCAUCAUCUUGUUGAGAGACAGGGUGUACGUGAGCUGUGUCUCAUCGCAGAGGACACGAACAUGUACGGCAUGGACCGGGGUCCCGAGACGCCCCGACUAGCCGAACUGCUUCGAUAUUUCCAGAGAGAACUCGUUCCCCGGGGUCUCGUCUGGAUUCGACUCCUCUACUGCUAUCCAUCGUAUUUUUCUGAUGACCUUAUUGCGGCCAUUGCGGAAUGUCCAGCAGUGGUGCGGUGUAUCGAUAUUCCGCUCCAGCAUGCAAGUGACGCCGUGUUGCAGCGCAUGCGUCGACCGCUGAUGUCGCAUACAAGUGCGCUGCUGAACAAGCUGCGACAGCGCAUUCCAAACCUCAAACUGCGCUCGACGUUUAUUAGCGGGACCCCGGGGGAAACCGCCCGCGAUCAUCAACAGCUGGUCCGGUUUAUCCAAGAAAUGCGCUUUGCCCGAGCGGGUUUCUUUUCCUACUCAGCAGAAGAGCGUACGCCCAUGGCUGAAAUGGAGGAUCAAGUGCCGCCACAGGUCCAGGAACGUCGCCGCGACCAACUAUUUAGUCUGCAACAAACCAUUCAGGAGCAAAUCGCCGAAUCCCUCAUCGGAACCGAAAUCGACAUCCUCAUCGAUCGCAGCGAAGGCGGUCAUCUGGUAGGCCGCACUUUUAUGGACGCUCCGGAUAUCGAUGCUGUGGCCUAUGUCCUGCAGAAUGACUGGGAGCCCGGUUCAUUGGUUCGGGCGCGCGUUGUGAGCACCAGCGGCUGGGACCUUCUCUGUGUGGCAUGUCCACUGCCCUGA